UUUCUAUUUCUAUCUCCACUCCAAAUAAUCGAGACCACACAAAUAAUAAAUCCUCAAAAAAUGAAAAAUAUUAGUAGAAAAUCGAGACGCCACACACACCAGUGUUCGUUCGUUGCAAAACCAUAUAUAUUACACUCUUUGGUUCUUCUCAAGGCCUCUCUCUCCAUUUCAACAACUAUAGCUUAUCUAUAUAUCACCGUGUAGUACACAGAGAGCUAAUUAAAGAUGGUGGUCGAUGUGGAGAGGCGAGCCGCGAGCGUGCCGGGAGGGAAGAUGGUGGCGCGUGGCUGCGAUGCGUGCAUGAAGAGAUCACGUGCUAGUUGGUACUGUCCAGCCGACGACGCUUUCCUAUGCCAAAGCUGCGACUCCUCGAUCCACUCGGCUAACCAUUUAGCGAAACGGCACGAACGCGUCCGGUUACAAUCAUCUUCGUGGACGGAGACGACAGAAAAAACGACGUCGGUAUGGUACGAAGGUUUCAGGAGAAAGGCGAGAACGCCUAGGAACAAGGGUUUGGCGUCUGAGAAGUUGUUGCAAAUGGAGGCGAAUGAUCCUCUUGUUCCGGAUCUUGGUGGAGAAGAAGAAGAAGUGUUUUUCUCGUUCUCGUCCGUAGAAGAAAACGAGGAGAGUCUGAAUUGUUGCGUGCCGGUUUUCGAUCCUUUCUCAGACAUGGUGAUUGAUGAUAUCAACGGCUUUUGCUUAGUUCCCGAUGAAGUCAUCAAUAACACUACUAAUGGAGAAGAACUAGGAGAACUCGAGAGGGAAGUCAUCGACGAUGAAGGUUUUAUUGGGUUCUUACCGUUGGAUAUGGAUCUUGAGGAUCUCACUAUGGACGUGGAGAGGUUACUUAAGGAAGGACAACUUUGCUUGGGACUCAAGGAACCAAACGAUAUUGGAGUCAUCAAAGAAGAGAAUAACGUAGGGUUUGAGAUUGAUUGUAAGGAUUUGAAGAGGGUUAAAGAUGAGGAAGAAGAAGAAGCCAAGUGUGAAAAUGGAAGAUCAAAGGAUAGUGAUGGAGAAGCAUCUAAGGAUGAAGAUAGAAAGACGAGUUUGUUUCUGAGCUUAGAUUACGAAGCUGUGAUUACUGCUUGGGAUAAUCAUGGUUCGCCGUGGAAAACCGGAAUCAAAUCGGAGUGCUUGUUGGGAGGGAACACGUGUCCGUCACAUGCUGUGGGUGGGUUCGAUGAGUUGGUGUCGACCGUCGGAUCGGUGACACGCCAGCAAGUGAAAGACGGAGGAGGAUCGGACGGGGAGAGAGAGGCGAGGGUUUUGAGGUACAAGGAGAAACGGAGGACGAGAUUGUUCUCAAAGAAGAUAAGAUACGAGGUUCGGAAACUCAAUGCCGAGCAGAGACCUCGAAUCAAAGGUCGGUUCGUGAAGAGAACGUCACUUUUGACGUGAUUUGAUUUACUUUAGUCAACACUUUAAAGAGCUUGUAAUUAAGAACUGUGAAGUAAUUGUGGUAAUGUACUACAAAUUUAACUGAAAAUCUUGGGGCCGGCACCUAUGAUUUCAGAAUAACCAAUAAUGGAAUUCUAUAUAUAGAAAUAUUUGAUUAAAAUGAA
Molecule: messenger RNA, 1565 nt
Organism: Arabidopsis lyrata subsp. lyrata
Lineage: Eukaryota; Viridiplantae; Streptophyta; Magnoliopsida; Brassicales; Brassicaceae
Product: zinc finger protein CONSTANS-LIKE 7
Exons: 2
Coding region: 226-1401 (391 amino acids)
Biological process (GO): regulation of DNA-templated transcription
Cellular component (GO): nucleus
Molecular function (GO): zinc ion binding; protein binding
Source: RefSeq, a predicted model, not a curated record